AUGUAUAACUUUGAAGAUGAACUCACCUGCUCGGUCUGCUAUAAUAUUUUUGACGAUCCACAAAUCCUGCCAUGUUCACACACUUUUUGCAGGAAUUGUCUUGAGAAAGUUAUACGUUCCUCAGGCAGUGGCCUUUGGAGGAUAUCUGUUGCCCGGCUUAAAUGCCCAUCGUGCCGAAACACUUCAGAACUUCCGCAGUCGGGAACUCUCGCACUACCCAUAAACUUUGCCCUGAAAUCCAUUGUUGAAAAGUACAAAACUCCAAACCACGUCAAAGCAGCCACCUGCCCUGAGCACAAUAAACAGCCCUUAAAUCUAUUUUGUCUUAAAGACAAAAAGUUAAUCUGUGGCCAGUGCCUUACGGUGGGGCAACACCAAGGACAUGCAAUUGAUGAUCCAGAAAGUUCCUACUUAAGAGAGAAGCUGACUGCCUCGAAAUAUCUCCACAUCCUGAGUGACAAGCACUUUACCGGCGUUUCCUUUGUCAUUAAGAAGCUAGAAGAACAAAUGACUUAUUGUAAACAGAUAGUUCUGGAUGAUAAAAAAGAGGUGAUGGAUUUUUUUGACCAGUUAAACGAGACAUUGGAGCAGAAGAAACAAAACAUGCUGGCUGCUCUAAAUGAUCUAAAUCAACAAAUUGUUGAGGUGUAUGCUCCAAAGAUAGAGGAGAUGAAGGAGAUUCAAGAUGAAGAGCUAGAUCUCAUCUCUCUGAGCAGCUCCGUUCAAGAAGAGACCUCCCCUCUGCUAUUUCUUGAAAACCUUCACAACAUUCGCAAAAGGAUGAAAGCCCUGAAGAAGCGGGAACCUAUUACUGUCCUCCCCGUUGCCAUCUACCCUCAAGCCAGACAGGUUCUAAAUAAUGAAUGGCUGAAAGGUAGUCUUGCUGAAAUCAAUCUGCUGUCAACACCAACAAUAAAUCUGUGCUUCGAAAUGCCUGAAAAAUCCAAAACCCUUCCAGACAAAUGGACAGUUUUUUGUAUUUUACUGAUGAUAACUUUAUUUUUUGUGCUGAUUAUAUGGCUGUACAACAGCAUUACUGUUAAUCAUUUUGCUUCUAGAUACAUGUCGUACCUUUAUGAAAUCAUGGAACCCGUUAGGAAGAGCUUGGGCAGUGACGUGUACAGAAAGCCGGGCUGGGUUUCUGGCAUCAGUCAUAAGUUUAGUUAUCAGGUUUAUUGUGACUAACAACUAAAUAAUUGUUUCUAUAACACACAUGAAACAGUAUGAGUUCAGGCUGCAUUUUAAAAACUAUAGAUUUUCUAUAUCAUUUAUUUUUUAUAAAUGACAUUUAUACACUACAACUUCCAGAUAAAUAAACAACUGACACUCUUACUUUGGUAACUUAAAAUAAUUGUUUUCUCCUAUGAGAGAGCCAAAAUUGUGUAUUGUAUGGCACCUUUAUAAAGAGUAAAAAAUCAUUUUUAUAUUCCAGUUUGUAGUAAUGGUUUAUUAGUUUAGCACCCAUUUCUUUUUUUUGUUUUAUACCAUAUUGCAUGUUUUACUUUUGUUAAUCUAUGAUCUUUUAUAAUGUAAGGUUUCUGUUUCAUAUGUAUAUUAAGGGGUGAAUGUGUUAUUAUAUUCCCUCUUGCUUUGUUAUGGGUUCCAUGGCCACAGUCAUCAUUAACACUGCCCAUAGCCUUCCUGUAAUGUUAUAAUCCCUUUACAAAAAGCCAGCAGGGGGUAGGUGGUCUCGCAGCCCAGGGGUAUGUACAAUUAUGGUCAGGGCACACAGGCACUUAGUGUUGGCAUAUAACCCUGGGCAAACUCUUCCACCUGCUGGUUCGUGAUGCUGUGAGUUGUAGUUCAUGUGGUAGCUGUGGUGCUAUAAUUUGCUUUAUAUGGUCACAAAACACCUCAGUG
This is a messenger RNA of Xenopus laevis (African clawed frog), 1860 nucleotides long. Its product is annotated as tripartite motif-containing protein 59. The transcript has a single exon. NCBI's taxonomy places the organism in Eukaryota, Metazoa, Chordata, Amphibia, Anura, Pipidae. The record is from RefSeq and is a predicted model, not a curated record. The coding region runs from base 1 to 1185 and encodes 394 amino acids.